Echinococcus granulosus is the source of this 2958-nucleotide messenger RNA. Its product is annotated as Neuronal acetylcholine receptor subunit alpha-3. Gene Ontology annotation, biological process: regulation of membrane potential; chemical synaptic transmission; signal transduction. Gene Ontology annotation, cellular component: neuron projection; postsynaptic membrane; synapse. Lineage: Eukaryota; Metazoa; Platyhelminthes; Cestoda; Cyclophyllidea; Taeniidae. The record is from RefSeq and is a predicted model, not a curated record. The coding region runs from base 1 to 2958 and encodes 985 amino acids. The transcript has 15 exons. Gene Ontology annotation, molecular function: transmembrane signaling receptor activity; acetylcholine-gated monoatomic cation-selective channel activity.
AUGCUGGAUAGCCAGUAUACAGCCGAGGGUGUCUUUCUUGAGGUCGUUGAUUCAGAUUGGGUUCUUGAUAUCUUGCCAUUUGAGGAUAUACAGGUAAACACCGACAUCUUGCCAACAUCCGAACCCGAAUUGGGUGCCACUUUGGACCCCAAUCAACAAAAUCCACUCGAGAAAAUCACUCGUGUUGAGUACGACUUGCAGUCCCUAUUGCUGCCGAGAAACCCAUCCCAAAGUGGGUCUGAAUCAACCUUCCUCGUGGAACGAGCUCGUAAACUUUCCUCCACAACUGAUCACAAAAUCGUUCACGUACUCUAUGCACAGCUUCGAAACACCCCUAACAGCUUUCUGAAGCCCUUUAUGUGGACUGGCCGCUUUUCCAGCAACAAAUAUGCACAUCAAUUCCCUCAAAGCAUGCUCAUACCUAUGGUCGGUCAAUGCAUCCUCAGUCAGCCUGAUUCCGAAUUGCUGAGUCUUCAUAGAAAGAUGGGGGAAAGUUUAGCGAUUAUAAACUUGGCUAUGGCCCUCCAUAGAACCGUAGUGGAUCUAUCAACUCCACCCUCCAAAUUAGCUAGUAACCCUACUUGGCUCGAAAAUAUGGAGUCAGGGAACAAACUUGCCGUUCUUUCUGGUGAUAUCUUAUUAGCUACAGCGUCACUUAACCUGGCCUCCUUUCGUAUUGUGGAGAUGGUGUCUAGUGCAAUAGCGGACGCUACGCGGGCAGAGUUUUCCGAUCUUAUGACGGUAUCACCCGACUCAAAUUCAGAGCUUGCCACUCUAUCAAAGCAGUGGCUUGAGCACAUAACAUUAAGGCGCGGUGCUCUGCUUGGUGAGUGUUGUGCAGCAACAGUGGUCUUAAAUUCGCCUUCUGCGGCAAUUUCCAACUCGUUGCUUCAAAGCGCCCGCAAUUUUGGAAGUGCCUGGGGCUGUCUUACUCGGCUUGUGGAGGAGGUAAAAUUUGUCAAUGAAGCUCAGUUGGAAAUCGAUGCUUCGGAAAGUCCAAAGUCAUUGACUUCUCUUGGCUUUACUGAAAGCGGCCUUCCAGAACCGACCUUGGCGGAUGUUUGUUGGGCGUCCUCGAGGGAUUUCGCUACAGUCGCUGAGCUUUAUAGGUCUUUGGCCGCUUCGCUUAUGAGUCAAUCGCGAGCAGCUUCCGAAAGGCUUUUGCAAUCUAGCGUAAUCAAGAAUGAUGUUUGUUGCCUUAUUGAAGAAUCUAAGGUCGAACAAUGGACCAAUGAGGGGCGUCGGCAGGAGGGAUCGACAACAAUUCAUGCCUCCCCUUGGCAUCGUCACAAAUUUGCCUGCUGUGAUGCCCGCUGGACGGAGGUGGAGUUUCCAGCUGUAAAACGUCCCGAGGCACCGAUGAAGCUUAUCUUGGCCACAGUGAUCUUCAUUUUAUCAGGCAACUUUGACUCCUGCAACGCAGGCGACAAAGACUUCAAAUUUCAGUCCUUUGAGAGGACAUUGAUCAAGCAGUUGCUGGAGAAGUACGAGAGACUGGGUAAAAUCGGGAGACCGGUGAUGAACAACAGCCAGACGUUGAAUGUGCAAUUUGGACUCUCGCUGUUCCAACUCAUGGACCUCGAUGAGGCUGAUCAAAUGUUCACGGUGAAUGUCUGGAACAAAUUUGCAUGGCGAGAUGAGAUUUUGACAUGGAAUCCAAAAAAUUACAACGAAGUGAAGCACGUCCGAAUCCCUGUGAAGCACGUCUGGACACCCGACAUAGUCCUCCUCAACUAUGCUGACGAGCGUCUGGUCGAGUUACGCGAGGUGAUGCUCACCGUGGACUACACGGGUCAGAUCUUCUGGAGUCCACCGUCCAUCUACAAAUCCAUGUGUCGUAUUCAGAUGGAGCACUUCCCAUUCGAUCACCAGAUCUGCUAUCUUCGGUUCGCGUCUUGGACGUUGAACGGUCGGAGACUGAAUCUCACCUUUUUGGAUGGGAUUAAAAGUGCUCUGCUCGACGAUUACCAGGAGAGCAACGAGUGGCACAUUGUGGCGUAUCCCGCAGUUCGCCGAUUCUUUCGACAGACGUGUUGCGAUGAGCCCUCCCCUAACCUCAUAUUCUUCUUCGUAUUGAAGCGCAACCCGGACUUUUACGCCUAUCUGCUCGUUCUCCCAUGCAUUUUACUAGCAGUGCUCAAUCUGGUGACCUUUUGGUUGCCUCCUCAAAAUCCUGCGAGGAUGAUGCUUGGGAUGAACAUCUUAUCGGGCUUUUGUAUUCAGAUGAAAUUCCUCACAUUGUCGACGCCGUCGGCCUCGAAUACAAUUCCCUACUUGGGUUACUACUACUGUCUCAACAUGGUCCUGAUAGCGAUUUUCACCUUCUUCUCGCUCAUCGCCGUUCAAAUUCACUUCCGUGAGGACCAAACUAAACCGUUGCCUUCGUGGCUGGCGGAGCUCGUGAAAAUGUCAUCAAGGUGGUUAGGUCUGCAGCCAGGUGUUCUGUGUCUUAGCAACCCUUCUCAUGCCGAGGAAAUCAACAUCAGCAAGAUAGAAAUGCGUUUGGCCAAGGAUCGACGACGUCGACGUGACUCCUUUGAGUCGCGCGCGGCAGCGGGCCAGAUGUCUGGACCCUGCUACUGCCAACAGCAGCAGCAUGUGCUCCAAAUGCAGACGUUGGCGCAUCGUCAACAGGCUCCAGUGACAGCACCUGCAACGACGACUGCUGGCAAACAACUAGAGACGAGUUUGAAGGAGAUCAAGAGGGCUCUGCGCAAUCUAAUGUACAAGUUCAACGAGAAGGACCAUGCUGCCCGCCUGGCCAGUGAUUGGGAAGCCGUGGGAAUGGUGGUAGACAGAUUUUGUUUUUGGGUUUACUUGAUUCUCAUCGUGGUCACAGGUAUGAUCACAUUGAUCCCACCGAUGCCCUACGUCUACGAAAGGGCCCUCAACGAAGAGGCACUCAUCCAGCGCUUCAAAGAACUCGCCAAUCACGUAGACUCCAUCGACUAUGUCUAG